Messenger RNA from Entelurus aequoreus (snake pipefish), 1997 nucleotides. Its product is annotated as zinc finger protein 771-like. Gene Ontology annotation, molecular function: RNA polymerase II cis-regulatory region sequence-specific DNA binding; DNA-binding transcription factor activity. Lineage: Eukaryota; Metazoa; Chordata; Actinopteri; Syngnathiformes; Syngnathidae. Gene Ontology annotation, biological process: regulation of transcription by RNA polymerase II. The transcript is spliced from 2 exons. The record is from RefSeq and is a predicted model, not a curated record. The coding region runs from base 343 to 1731 and encodes 462 amino acids.
UGCCGUAAAACUGAAAAGAAGAAGAAGGAUUAACGUCAAGUGUGCUAACUCUCGUGAAAGCACAUCGACGGAGAUAGAAGUGUGCAGGACGCUAAUAAGUCAGUCUUAUUAUUUGUUCUCCAGUUUGAAAUAUUUACGUCGUAUAAAAUACAUAUUUGAUUCUUUAUUCAAGGAUAAAGUCGUCUCGAUGCGCUAGAAGCACUGUGCCGCUUUCCUGCUAUCUUUGCUUGUUAGUUAGCUUAGCUCGCUAGUUAGCUUAGCUUGUUAGCUGCUAACAGAAGUUAUCAACACAUCGCUAAGUAGAGAUCAAGUGUGAGAGUAAAGUGUUGUGAUUGUGUGAAAAUGUCUACAUUACAAAUGUUGAGAGCGUUGGUGGAUCAGCGACUAACUGCUGCCGCUGAAGAAAUAUUUGUAGUGUUAGAAAGAACGAUAGCAGAAUACGAGGCGGAACUUUCUAGAACAAAAGAGGUGAACAAUCGACUACUGGACGCUGUUUUCAAGAAACAUCAAGUUGUGUUACACAGAACAGAUGUCGUAGAAGAACAUCUUCCUCGUGAGCAGGAAGAAGAGCCACAGCCCCACCACAUUAAAGAGGAAGACAAUUUACCACAUUCCCAUCACAUUAAAGAGGGAGGAGAGGAGCCACAGCCCCCCCAUAUUAAAGAGGAAGACGAGACGCCACAGACCCAUAGUGUUAAACUGACCCUUCACAUUAAAGGUCAAGCGGCGGACCCACUGAUCUUACACAGCAAAAAUGAAGAGGAAGACCCACUGACCCCUCACUUUAAGGAGCAAGAGAACCCGCUGACCCCUCACAUUAAAGAGGAAAAGGAAGACCCACAGAACCCCUACUUUAAAGAGGAAGAGGAGGACCAAGAGCCGCUGCACAUUAAAGAGGAAGAGGAGGAACACCACAUCCGUCAGCCUAAAUGGUUGGUGGAGUUCCCUGUGACUGGUGUCCCUGUGAAGAGUGAAGAUGGUGAGGUCAAAGGUGAAAGUGAGGAGAAGAGAGAGGCGGAGCCUCCAAGCAGCAGCUCAACACAACACAUGACAACAGAAGCUGAUGGAGACCACUGUGGAGGAUCACAAGCAGACAAGCUCAAAGAUGAUAAGACAUGUCACACUGACAACACACACUUCAAAUGUUCUCACUGUGACAAAACCUUUAAAUACCAUUGUCGUCUGAAAACACACAUGAGAUCACACACUGGAGAAAAACCUUUUAUCUGUUCACUCUGUGGUAAAGGUUUUGUACAAAGUUACAAUUUGAAAGUACACAUGAUAACACACACUGGUGAAAAACCUUUUUCUUGUUCAAUCUGUGGUAAAAGUUUUGCACACAGUUCAUGUUUGGCAAAACACAUGAGAACACACACCGGAGAAAAACGUUUUAUCUGUUCAAUAUGUGGUAAAGGUUUUGUAGAAUGUCGCUAUUUGACAGUACACAUGAGAACACACACCGCAGAAAAACGUUUUAUCUGUUCAAUAUGUGGUAAAGGUUUUGCACAAAGUCACAAUUUGAAAGUACACACGAGAACACACACUGGUGAGAAACCUUUCACAUGUUCAAUCUGCAAGAGAAGCUUUUGUCAACAUUCAAACCUUGUAGUACACAUGAGAACACACCCAGGAGAGAAAGUGUUGAGUUGCAGUGUGUGUGGUGAAAGAUUGUCUUCUAAGUACCAGUGUAAGAAACACAAGUGUGCUGGUGAGAACAGCAGCAGCAAAUGAAACUGCAGGAUUUGAAAUAAACUGUCAAGACUUUAAUUUGGACUUUCUAACAACAUCAGCACAUAUAACAUGUGUGACAUUGUUACACACUUUUUAAUAUCCUUCUACAUUUAUAGAUUAGAUAUUUUGUAUUAGUGCUUUUUUCAGUCAAGUGCAUGCAUUAAUAUGAAAUCAAAGUUUGGAGUGUCAGGUAAAAGCCAAUAUUGUACAUCAUCCCACAGAGAUUUACUUUGCAUACAUUCAUGAAAUAAAAUGUGUAUUUUGUU